AUGGCCUCCAAAUGCAUAGAUAAUUGUGUAAACAUCGAAAGCGACGUCCACUCCCUCCAGAAGGUGACGAUUUACACCAACCUCCACAAGUGGCCGAUGGCAGAGGUGGAGUUUGUCAAGUCAAUAAGCCACGGCAAUAGCCAGCAUCGUACACUGGUGAUGAACAACAUAACUUGUAGGCAAAUGUACCUCAGAAGCUACACUUUCACUAGAAAAGAAAAUGAAGAAGAAGGUGGUCGAGGGGGCGGUAAGACCGGUGACCAGUUGAACAGAGGAGAGAAAAAGAAGUCUGCAGAGACAACGAAGAGAGGUAGAAGGAAAAAGAGCAAAGCAACGCCGUGUAGGGCAUUUGUUUUGAGUCUCAGUUUGUUUAUGUAUGAACUGGAGAAAGAAAUAGUGGUUCAAGACAUGGCCGUGGUGAAGAAAGAAAUGAUUCAGUGUAACCGGAACAAUACUGCUGGAAGAUGA
Molecule: messenger RNA, 468 nt
Organism: Brassica napus (rape)
Lineage: Eukaryota; Viridiplantae; Streptophyta; Magnoliopsida; Brassicales; Brassicaceae
Exons: 2
Coding region: 1-468 (155 amino acids)
Source: RefSeq, a predicted model, not a curated record